GGCGGGGCUUGUGCCGGUCGCUGGCAGGGGGCGGGGCCUAGGGCUCCGAAAGGUGGGCUUUUGGACGGCAGCGGGGAGAGCAGCAUCCUCGUCUCCGAGGCGUCUCCGACGCGUCUCCGACACUCCUCGGCUUCCACCAUAGAGCAACCCCCCCGCCCGGCCGGUCCCUCGGUCGCCAUGGAGUCCACGCUGGGCGCGGGCAUCGCAAUGGCCGAGGCGCUGCAGAACCAGCUGCCUUGGCUGGAAAACGUGUGGCUCUGGGUCACCUUUCUGGGCGAUCCCAAGAGCCUCUUUCUGUUCUACUUCCCCGCGGCCUACUACGCCUCCCGCCGCGUGGGCAUCGCAGUGCUCUGGAUCAGCCUCAUCACCGAGUGGCUCAACCUCGUCUUCAAGUGGCUUCUGUUUGGAGACAGGCCCUUUUGGUGGGUCCAUGAGUCUGGCUACUACAGCCAGGCCCCAGCCCAGGUCCACCAGUUCCCUGCUUCUUGUGAAACUGGUCCAGGCAGCCCUUCUGGACAUUGCAUGAUCACAGGAGCAGCGCUCUGGCCCAUAAUGACGGCCAUCUCUUCCCAGGUGGCCACUCGGGCCCACAGCCGCUGGGUGAGGGUGAUACCUAGUCUGGCUUACUGCACCUUCCUACUGGCGGUCGGCCUGUCCCGGGUCUUCCUCUUAGCACAUUUCCCCCACCAGGUGCUGGCUGGCCUAAUAACUGGUGCUGCGCUGGGCUGGCUGAUGGCCCCCCGGGUACCCAUGGAGCGGGAGCUAAGCUUCUAUGGAUUGACCUCGCUGGCCCUCUUGCUGGGUGCCAGCCUCAUCUAUUGGACCCUUUUUACACUGGGCCUGGAUCUUUCUUGGACAGAGACUCCACUCCCUCCCACCCCAGCCUCCUGUUUCCUAAAUUGGCCAGUCCAGGGGCUGGAGAAAAGAAGAAGAGCCGUUUUUUUGGCCAGGGUGGGGAAUGGGAACCUCUACUCCAUUUGGAAGCCCAGAGAAGAGAGACAUCAGCCCCAGAAGGCACUGCCAGAAACAAGUUUAUUUACAUAAGGACACACAGUUUAACAGAUUACAAAAUACUUAACUGAAAUCCAUAUCCAGGGAGACAAAGCAAGGAGUGGGUUUACAUGAGAACCAGACCAGCCAUGGGAGAGAGAGAAGGGCCUGGAGCUGGGGCUCGGCAUGGAGAGGCCUGGUACACUGGGCCUAGCCCCAUCCACAUCCCCCAGGAGGAUCUAGAAUACACUAACAACACACAGGACACAAGCACGCAACGAACCAGUGGUGGUGGGGCUCCUGCCCCUCCCCUGGCUCCCUCAACCCUACUCAGGCCCCCGUUAGGAUAAUAUGUAAACAGACGGGGCGGGGGGGGCCCUCGGGAUGGGGCAGAAAAGAAGUGUAUGUGGUGUUGACAGGAGGACCGAGGAAGACGCAGCCCCCUAGGAGCCACUUCCCAUCUUUGGUUUCCUACAGGCUAGACGGCAUUCCCUAGGCCUUGCGGGCCCCCAGCCCCUCCUGGUCUUAGCUCCCUUGGGCUAGUGGCCAGGAGAGGCAGCCCAGGAGGAAGGGAAGCUACGGGUGAGGGCAGACUCCUGGGUUCUGGCCCUGCCCCCUUCUAGAAACCCCACUCUCACCAUCCCCAGGCUUCAACGUAAAAGGCCCCAGAAGGGAGGUGGGCCAGUGACCACUGGAUAGCUGGGGAAAUCUGGUCCUGAACAGCAAGGGGGCUCUCACCAGCCUGGAGGCUCCACCACCCCCGGCCCUUGCAGGGACCACCUCCCCGUCCCCAGGCUGUGCCAGCAGAGGGGCAGGGAAGCCCACAGAGUAAGGCUGAGAGCAAGCCUGGUUCUAAGACUCCUCCUGGUCCCUCCGAACCCAGGAGUCCAGCCCCAUCCCUCCCCACACACUUUGACCCUCUCCAACCCCUGGGAAGGGCAAAGAGGUCCUGAGGAGUAUGAGGCCAGACAGCCCUGCCCACAGACCACAGGCCCACAUCCUAGGGCACAAGUCUUCCCCCGGUGCUGAGGCCAGGAGAAAGGAGGAGGAGAAGGGGUCUAUGCAGAGAUGGUGAGGACAAC
Molecule: messenger RNA, 2072 nt
Organism: Prionailurus viverrinus (fishing cat)
Lineage: Eukaryota; Metazoa; Chordata; Mammalia; Carnivora; Felidae
Gene: G6PC3
Product: glucose-6-phosphatase catalytic subunit 3
Exons: 6
Coding region: 178-1044 (288 amino acids)
Biological process (GO): glucose 6-phosphate metabolic process; gluconeogenesis
Cellular component (GO): membrane
Molecular function (GO): glucose-6-phosphatase activity
Source: RefSeq, a predicted model, not a curated record